ACGAUAACAUUCCGUCGUAAAGUGUUACCGGCGGACACGGUGACCGAUUUUCCGCUCAACAAAUGCUACUAUUUGUUGUUCCCGAUCGGUGGUGGCCGCGUGCUGGCAAGGAAAAGUCAGGAUUUCCAGAAUCCGAAGACACCGAUUGGCUAUCAUGACUUGUAUCAACCGCGAGUAUCUCGCACCAAAAUUUGCAUCUGUGAUCAGAAUGGAGUGCCGAUAGCCUCAGAAGAUGCACCUCCAGCCGUGCGUUCUCGACGUCAAGCUCAGGAUCCGUUCGAUUUGCAGGUCGAUCCUUUCGUCGACACGCCACAAAUCACCGAAUCAGGUUUGUAA
Messenger RNA from Anisakis simplex (herring worm), 336 nucleotides. The record is from the annotation of a GenBank genome assembly. Lineage: Eukaryota; Metazoa; Nematoda; Chromadorea; Rhabditida; Anisakidae.